CGCUUUCUGCACCCGGAAGUGCGUGGCCGGUUGAAAAAACAUGGCGCACAGGGAACCGAUCACUGCAUUAUUAUUGAUAUUUUUAAGACAAUCUGUUUUAAAAUAUGUUCUUUCUGCUAUUUUAAUUUGUAUAAGCGUAGUAACAGUUAGUACUCAUGAUGACGUGUUCAGUGCAAGUCACGCCGUCAACUCGCAGAUGGCUAGAGCAAGAGACAUACGGUAUCUGCUAUACGAUGUGAACCCACCUGAGGGUUUCAACUUGAGGAGGGACGUCUACAUACGCAUGGCAUCCCUCGUGAAGACCCUUAGGAAGGAUGGAGAGGACUGGGUCCUGGUCCUGCCCCCGUGGGGUCGUCUCUAUCACUGGCAGAGCCCCGACAUCCACCAGGUUCGCAUCCCCUGGGGAGAGUUCUUUAGCCUCCCAAGCCUGCAGGUCAAUGUGCCUGUCGUGGAGUUUGAAGACUUCAUAGCUGAAUCCGGCGGCCCGUUCGUUGACCAAGUCCUGGUACUGCAGAACUACGCAGAGGGAUGGACGGAUGGCAAGUGGGAGGAGAAAGUAGACGAGCGUCCCUGCGUUGACAAACUAAUGUACUCCAAAGAUCAACAGGGCUUCUACAGGGGCUGGUUUUGGGGCUACGAGGAGACGCGGGCUCACAAAGUCAUGUGUAUGUCUGCACAAGGCCAUGCUUCCAUCAUCGCCCCCGUCCUCCACAGUAACAUCACAGUCACAUCAGUUAUGUUGGACCGUGCGGAGACCGUUCUACAUGACCAUUAUGCUGGCAAGGACUACUGGAGUACGCGACGAAGCAUGGUGUUUGCUAAACACUUACGGCUCAUUGGAGAUGAUUUCCGGGCCAAGUACCUCAACUCCACCGACGACAGCGACCACACUGUGUACAACGAGGACUGGACUCGUAUGAAGGCUGAGCUGGGCUCGGCUGAAGGUGGGGCUUAUCUUGGAGUACACCUGCGCCGAAAGGACUUCAUCUGGGGUCACAGGAAAGACGUGCCCAGCCUCAAAGGCGCAGUCAAGAAGAUCCGUACCCUGAUGAAAAAGCACAAAUUAAACAAGGUCUUUGUUGCGACGGAUGCAGAUGAUGAAGAGCUGGAGGAUUUGAAGAGGAUGCUGCCAGAGAUGGUUCGGUUUGAGCCAACCUUGAAGGAUCUAGAGCUCCUUAAAGAUGGAGGAGUGGCCAUAAUUGACCAGUGGAUUUGUGCACAUGCCAGAUUUUUCAUUGGGACCUCCGUAUCGACGUUCUCAUUCCGAAUACACGAAGAGCGCGAGAUCCUUGGCUUCGACCCUAAAUCCACAUAUAACCGGUUUUGUGGGGAUCAAGAGAAAGAAUGCGAACAGCCCACCCACUGGAAAAUCGUCUACUGAUGCCACAUUGUUGUCAACAUUGUUGACUGUAUUGAUGUUUAAGUGCCAAUAGCAGUGUUAAAGUGGAGCAAAUAUUUGUAUUAUAGCAGUAGGAGGAAUCUUCAAAUAUGCUCUCAGAAUAUUAUGUUACAUUUUACGUUUUUUCCAGAAAGGUGAUACCCUCUUUCAGACGAUGUGCGUUGAAAUGCCAAGACGUAUGGAUGGAGAAAACCAUUCCAUUUUAAUUGUGUCUUAUCUGUUACCUGUUUAGUAUUGUAUGUUUUUGACUAACUUUCUUAUGCUUUUGUGAAUGACGUAAAAUGAUGUUUUCUUUUUAUGAAUGAUGGUGUUUCAAUCCCCUGUCAAAUAAAUGUGUCAUUUACA
Gadus macrocephalus (Pacific cod) is the source of this 1744-nucleotide messenger RNA. RefSeq names its product protein O-fucosyltransferase 2 (gene pofut2). NCBI's taxonomy places the organism in Eukaryota, Metazoa, Chordata, Actinopteri, Gadiformes, Gadidae. The record is from RefSeq and is a predicted model, not a curated record. Gene Ontology annotation, molecular function: peptide-O-fucosyltransferase activity. Gene Ontology annotation, biological process: protein O-linked glycosylation via fucose. The transcript is spliced from 9 exons. Bases 41 to 1381 code for a protein of 446 amino acids.